AUGGAAAACAAAGAAUUUGUCAAACUGGGUGAUAUACUUCACAAUCGUUUUAAGGUUAUUAAUCGUCUUGGUAAAGGUGGGUGUGGUGCUGUUUACGAAUGCUUGGACACUAAGACGAAAACUAAUGUUGCAAUGAAAAUAGAAGCUGGUGGUGAAGGUGCGGAAUCAACAUUAAAAAUGGAAUUUGAAAUACUUAAAGCUUUAGAGAAUAAAAGGAAUGUGGCUAAGAUAAUUUUUGGUCAGAAAAAACAAGAAUUCUGUUAUAUUGUAAUGACUUUACUUGGAAAGAAUCUUAAUGAUCUUUUGAUUCUUUGUGGUUCUUUCAAAAUAUCUACUCUUGCAAGAAUUGGAGUGCAAUUACUUUAUGGAUUGAAAAAUUUGCAUGAUGUUGGAUUUAUACACAGAGAUAUGAAACCUGGAAACAUAGCUAUUGGAAGAAGUGGCGUUAAUCAGAAAAUAAUUCAUAUUCUGGAUUUUGGAUUAUCUAGACGAUUUAAAGAAAAGGGAAAUUCAGGAAGAUUAAUUCCAUCAAGAAAAGUUGUUCUCUUUCGUGGAACAAUACUUUAUUGUAGUCUUAAUGCUCAAGAUCAAAAGGAACAAACAAGAGGUGACGACUUGAUUUCACUUGCUUAUCUUCUUGGUAGUUUUAUAAAGCCUCUUCCAUGGGAAGUAGCUGCUGACAAACUUGAAGUAACUCUUUUCAAAGAAGCAUUAAGAGGUAAAGAUUUAUUUCCUGGUAUCCAAUCUUUGUCUGAUUUCUAUGAAUAUGUUAAAAACCUUAACCAAUAUGAAAACGAACCGGAUUAUGAAAAAAUUUUUCACUUUUUUAAUAAAAUCAUUCUUGAAACUAAGGUAAAAUUUUCUGAUCCAUAUGAAUGGGAGGCAAUUUUAGAUAAGGAAACAGAAUCCAAGAAAAAGAAACCAAAUCAAUCUGUUCAAGUUAAUGAUCCAAAAAAAGCUGAUUUAGAUAAUAUUUAUGUUGUUAAUCACUUUAAAAGAUCAUAG
Messenger RNA from Strongyloides ratti, 1005 nucleotides. RefSeq names its product Asator. Gene Ontology annotation, biological process: peptidyl-serine phosphorylation; signal transduction. Gene Ontology annotation, cellular component: nucleus; cytoplasm. Lineage: Eukaryota; Metazoa; Nematoda; Chromadorea; Rhabditida; Strongyloididae. The record is from RefSeq and is a predicted model, not a curated record. Bases 1 to 1005 code for a protein of 334 amino acids. The transcript is spliced from 3 exons. Gene Ontology annotation, molecular function: ATP binding; protein serine/threonine kinase activity.